This is a messenger RNA of Limulus polyphemus (Atlantic horseshoe crab), 2526 nucleotides long. Its product is annotated as B-cell lymphoma/leukemia 11B-like. Bases 1 to 2526 code for a protein of 841 amino acids. Gene Ontology annotation, biological process: regulation of transcription by RNA polymerase II. Gene Ontology annotation, molecular function: RNA polymerase II cis-regulatory region sequence-specific DNA binding; DNA-binding transcription factor activity. NCBI's taxonomy places the organism in Eukaryota, Metazoa, Arthropoda, Merostomata, Xiphosura, Limulidae. The record is from RefSeq and is a predicted model, not a curated record. Gene Ontology annotation, cellular component: nucleus. The transcript is spliced from 3 exons.
AUGGAAGCAGCUGUUUCGGUCGUCUUCCAAGAUGUAUUAACGUGUGGUGUGUGUCAGAAAGACUUUGUUUUGUCGGACAUUGUGAAAUUUAUCCAGCAUAAAGUUCAUAGUUGCAAUAAAGAAAAUUGUCGAUAUUAUGGUAAUGGUAAUUUUGAUGAAGUCGGGAAGAGUGAUGAUGAAGAUGAUGAUGGUGAUACUAACAUCUUUCAAUCAAAGCAACGCAGAACAUCAGUUUCUUUAAGUAAACAUAGCAAUGGGUUGUCCAUACUAACGAAUAUCGAAACAAAGCCUGAUGGUUCCGGGUCGUCCUUAGACUCUCUCAAAGUCUCAAAUUUUGCAGUCACAGCUGGAAUUGAACGAGCGAAGAAUGUUUUGUUAACUUGCCCAAAAGAUCAGAGGAAGGGAAGAAGUCCAGAAGAGCUAUUGUCGUCGGUAGAGGGCGCUCACAAACAGAGGCAUGUCGUGGAUGCUAACACUAAUACAAUCUCCACAGAACCGAACAACCACGUGUGUUCAACGUGCAAGCAGUGCUUCACUUCAGCGUGGCUGCUGGUCCAACACGUGCAGAAGAUGCAUGGCUUGAAAAUCUAUGUAGAGAUGAACAACGGAGCAAAGGCCUUAGCAGAAGUUCCGAGAACAGUGUCAGCAUCAUUCUCCCCAAUAAUUACAUCUUCUCCGCCUGCUAUCAUCACCGUUAGUCGAGAACAGUCUAUUCUUCAUCCCAUUUGCUUGGAUUAUACGCGAGUUCCAAACCUACAACUACCCCAAAUGGCCCUGGAUGAAGGACAGUUUGACCCUACUCUUAACACAUCCAGCUACUUUCCGCGUAGUGCUGCUAGUCAUUGUUCUCGGAUGGACCUCUUAAGUGGCCAGUACCACCGACUAAAUUAUUUCACAGGAAUCGGUCUCAGUCCGUUUAACAUGCUCAAUCCUUUUGAUAAAAAUUGCUUUGGUAGCCCACGAGAAACUCACGUAGGCUUAGGAUUUGAAUCACAUCUGGAUUUUUGCUCUCAGAGGCUGCGGCAAUUAGCAGGGGCAAGUUUUAAUCCAUACCCUGCACGAAACAUGACUUCACCAUAUCUCCAAUCUAUAACACCCAAUCAUUCUUCUCCUCACCCCUUUACGCCCUCGAGCAUGCCUCAGCCUGUAUCUACACUGCUCCUGUCUAAAUCAUUCUCUCCUUCUCCAAACCAUAAAGUUAUCCAUCAAGUAGAAUUACCCAAAUUCAAAUCUUGUGAGUUCUGUGGGAAAUCCUUUAGGUUUCAAAGUAACCUGACCGUACAUCGUCGAUCUCACACAGGAGAAAAGCCAUUCAAGUGCCAUAUCUGUAACCAUGCUUGUACUCAAGCUAGUAAAUUAAAGAGACACAUGAAAACGCAUCGAAAAAUUCUCUCAGACUUAGCAGAACCUAACAGACAGUGGCCAGGAAAGUCUACUCCAGAUUCGACUGCUAAAGAUGGUGGACCUAAUAGUUUUGGAGAAGAUGAAGAUGACCCAGAAGAGCACGUGGAAAACGAGAAUGAACCGGAAGAUGAGGAAGAAAUGGAAGAGGGUUGCGAAAAGACAACAGCAGAAGACUUGACAACAAAGGGUUCCUUAAAGGAUUCUUUAUAUUUCUGUUUUAGAAAGAAAAAUGGUGAGAAAAAUUCUGACACCGAAAAACCUAUGAUGAUGCCUCAAAAACAAACUCUUCUUGGAGAAGUUAUGGAGAAAAUUGGACUUGAUGACAUUCAGCAAUAUAAUGAAGCCUAUAGGCAAGCUCUGGAGGAAAACAGAAUAGAAAAGUCUCUGUUUAAGAAAGAGAGAUCAUCCUAUGCUUCUAUAGUAAGGUCCCCUUCAAGGAAGGCUAUUGCUCUACCUGAAAACGGACUGGGCCGACUAUCCCGUGAAGAAGACAAUAAUGCUAUUAGCCAACAGCCACUUUGCUUACAUCAAGGUGUUUCAAGUGCUUUUAGUAGCCGAUUCGAGGAUCACAAGCGGCUAAAGCUCGACCUUGGAAAUCAAAAGGGAGAGAAUCCUUAUGCUGGACUUUGGCUUCCUUCUGUAAUCUCCAAUCAUAGUGAUUAUUUUCUCGGGGGUGUAACCUCUUCAAAAUGCGAUCAUAGUAAAUGUGAUUUGAUUGGGACGACAUUAAAUCUUCCAGGAACUAGUACCCCAACCUCCACCUUUCCUCCCAAACCUAAAGAGAAAAGUAGAAAUGACACGUGCCAGUACUGUGGAAAAGUAUUCAAAAAUUGUAGCAACUUGACAGUCCACACACGUUCUCACACUGGAGAAAAACCGUACAAGUGUGAACUGUGUACUUACGCAUGCGCACAGAGCUCCAAACUGACCCGGCAUAUGAAGACCCACGGUCGUAUAGGCAAAGCAGUGUGGAGAUGUCGUUUUUGCGAAAUGCCCUUUUCAGUACCCAGUACUCUCGAAAAGCAUAUGAGGAAAUGUGUUGUCAACCAGAACUCUUACCUACCUGACAGAGACACUGGUGCUAAGGACAACAGUACCUCACGAAUAUUAGUAGACAAGUGA